GCGCGGCUUCCGCAGCCGGGCCGCCCUCGGGAGCCGCACGGGCCGCCCCGGGCUCGGCGCUUCCUGCUGCUGCCGCCGCGGAACGCGGGGCUGCCGGAGCCUGAGCGGAGCGAGGCGGGCACCGCCGCAGGUCGAAGUAACUGACAGAAUCUAGAAGAAGGAGGCACUUUCACAAAUAUGGAAGAGGAUAUCAAGCCUCUCCUGGUUCCUGUGGGAGGUGAUGAAAGCAGUUAUGGCAUCAUGAAUAUACAGUUUAAUCCAGAAGACUUUAAGUGCAAAAGACCAUUUCAUGUGGAGCCUACAAACAUAGUCAGUGUGAAUGAUGACAUGCAAAGAGUCACUGAUGAAGCUUCAGCAAUGAAUAAGCGAAUUCAUUACUAUAGCAGGCUCACAUCUCCUGCAGACAGGGCAUUGAUUGCUCCUGAUCAUGUCCUUCCAGCUCCUGAUGAAAUCUACGUGUACAGUCCACUAGGAACUGCUUUUAAAGUUGACAGUUGCACAGAUGGCUAUGGUAAAAACUCCAGUAUAGUGACAAUAUUUAUGAUAUGGAACACAAUGAUGGGUACAUCUAUAUUAAGUAUCCCAUGGGGAAUAAAACAGGCAGGCUUUACUUCUGGAAUCAUUCUCAUCUUACUGAUGGGCAUUUUGACUCUUUAUUGCUGCUACAGAGUUGUGAAAUCACGGAAAAUGAUACCUUUAUUAGAUACCUCAAACUGGGAAUUCCCAGAUGUUUGCAAGUAUUACUUUGGAUCCUUUGGUCAGUGGUCAAGCCUCUUAUUUUCUAUGGUAUCGCUUGUUGGAGCCAUGGUUGUUUAUUGGGUGCUUAUGUCCAACUUUCUGUUCAACACAGGAAAGUUUAUAUACAAUUUUGUUCAUGACAUUAAUGUAACAGAUAUUGUUCCUGGUACAAAUGGAAGUAAUAAAGUCAUUUGUCCAAGUGCUGCUAGUGGUCACCCACCGCAGAACAGGAGUGUGAUGUUCUCUUCUGGCAAUGAUACAGGUUUUGAGCUCUUCGAGAAGUGGUGGAACAAAUCACAAACAGUGCCAUUGUACCUGAUCGCUAUUCUUCUACCCCUGCUAAAUCUAAAGUCUCCAUCCUUCUUUGCAAAGUUUAAUGUCCUAGGUACAGUUUCAGUUGUCUACUUAGUUCUUCUGGUUACUGUAAAGGCUGCCCAUCUGGGAAUCCACUUAGAAUACAACUGGUUUACAGAGAAUGAUUUUUUUGUACCAGAGUUCAGAAUUCAGUUCCCUCAGCUGACAGGGGUUCUGACACUUGCCUUCUUCAUCCACAAUUGUGUCAUCACACUUCUUCAAAAUAACAGGAAUCAAGAAAACAAUGUGAGAGACCUCUCUAUUGCAUACUUCUUGGUGGGAUUAACGUACCUGUAUGUCGGGGUGAUAAUUUUUGCUUCUUUUCCUUCACCACCGCUAUCCAAAGAAUGUAUUGAACAGAAUUUUCUAGAUAACUUUCCCAGUGAUGACAUCAUGUCAUUUGUUGCAAGAAUAUUUCUGCUGUUCCAGAUGAUGACUGUAUACCCACUGUUGGGGUAUCUGGCACGAGUUCAGCUGUUAAGACAGUUUUUUGGAAAUGCUUACCCCAGCAUUUUCCAUGUGCUCAUCCUGAACAUAGCAAUUGUAGGAGCUGGAGUGGCAAUGGCAAUAUUUUAUCCAAAUAUAGGAGGUAUCAUAAGAUACUCUGGAGCAACAUGUGGUUUGGCCUUUGUGUUCAUGUAUCCAUCCCUCAUCUACGUGAUCUCGCAGCAUCGUGCUGGGCAGCUGACGUGGCCAGCAUUGAUCAUUCACAUCUUUAUAAUCCUCCUUGGACUGGCUAAUCUGAUUGCGCAAUUCCUAUUGUGAAAACUCCCCCUUCUCCCUGUGCCUGUCAGAAGUGGUACUGUGACAUUUGGCAACAGCCUUGAGCAACACUGUCAUGCAUGAGAACGAACAGUCCUCGUUAUGAUCUUGAGAAAAGCUGCACCUUUGAAAUAAAUUCAAAACACAUCUUUCAGGUGCUUGACAGGAACCCUGUCUUGCUCCUCUAAAAACAGUUUUAUGGGAAGUGAAAUGUUUCACAUAACAGUGAGGUAGGUCCCUUGUUUUGUUAAAUGUACAUCAAAGAUUAAUGAAGCUCACAUACUUUAAUUUUUUUACAGCACACUUCUCCAAACACACAGCUUUCAGCCUCAGGCUGUAGAACUUCUCUUUUCUCCAAAGGAACUGUGCUUACCUUUAUUAACAAACAUGCUUUCACAGUGUUGUUCAGUGACUGUUUGAAAUGCCCUUUGUUGCAGUUAUUUUCCUGUUUUGUUUGGAAAAUGGAAGAAAUUUUUGUUUUGUUUUGGUUUAGGUUCAUUUAUAGUUAUUUGGGUCAAAUGCACUCUUAAUUUUGAAUGUGCUGUUAAAUUGUUUUGGCAAUGUUUUUCCUCUAGGAAAUUCCAACUAAGAGAAACAAUAAAGUCAUGUCUCAGUGUUUUAUUCAGAACUAA
Messenger RNA from Melopsittacus undulatus (budgerigar), 2486 nucleotides. RefSeq names its product solute carrier family 38 member 9 (gene SLC38A9). The transcript is spliced from 15 exons. Bases 178 to 1857 code for a protein of 559 amino acids. Gene Ontology annotation, biological process: amino acid transmembrane transport. NCBI's taxonomy places the organism in Eukaryota, Metazoa, Chordata, Aves, Psittaciformes, Psittaculidae. Gene Ontology annotation, molecular function: L-amino acid transmembrane transporter activity. The record is from RefSeq and is a predicted model, not a curated record.